Aureobasidium uvarum is the source of this 546-nucleotide messenger RNA. NCBI's taxonomy places the organism in Eukaryota, Fungi, Ascomycota, Dothideomycetes, Dothideales, Saccotheciaceae. The record is from the annotation of a GenBank genome assembly.
AGCAAGCACAUCUUCAGCAUGGCUCUUCCCAAGCGUAUCAUCAAGGAGACGGAGCGUCUCAUGGCCGAGCCGCCAUCCCCCACGAGGACAACUUGCGCUACUUCGAUGUCAAGAUUCACGGCCCUUCACAAUCUCCCUACGAAGCCGAAGCCUGCGAUACACAAGCCUUCUGACACACCAGCCANNGGCGGAGUCUUCAAGCUCGAACUGUUCCUGCCCGACGACUACCCCAUGACUCCUCCCAAGAUCCGCUUCCUCACCAAGAUCUAUCACCCCAACAUCGACCGUCUCGGUAGAAUCUGCCUGGACGUUUUGAAGAGUAGGACCAUGGCCGUCCCCAACAACAUCUCACACGCUAACCAUCCUAGGCNNAACUGGUCGCCUGCUCUGCAAAUCCGUACUAUCCUGCUCUCCAUCCAGGCUCUGCUCGGCGCGCCCAACCCUGAUGACCCGCUUGCCAACGAUGUCGCCCAAAGAUGGAAGAGGNACCAGAACGCUGCCAUCCAGACUGCUAGAGAGUGGACCCAGCAAUAUGCUAAGCCUUGA